Molecule: messenger RNA, 1774 nt
Organism: Phascolarctos cinereus (koala)
Lineage: Eukaryota; Metazoa; Chordata; Mammalia; Diprotodontia; Phascolarctidae
Gene: PROC
Product: protein C, inactivator of coagulation factors Va and VIIIa
Biological process (GO): proteolysis; negative regulation of blood coagulation; blood coagulation
Cellular component (GO): extracellular region
Molecular function (GO): serine-type endopeptidase activity; calcium ion binding
Source: RefSeq, a predicted model, not a curated record
AGGAAAACCUUAGUGCAACAGUGAUGAGUAAAUAUUUGAGGUUAUGGAUUAACUCAGGCAGCUGAGGCUAUCAUGGCGACAAGAAGACGAUACCGCCAGUCUUCCACUGCCCACAUCUGUGUCAGUUCUUUCAAAAUGUGGCGACUUGUGAGCUUUUUGGUGUUUGUGGCCUCCUGGUAUUCACUCGGUGGACAAGCCAACUCAGUGUUCUCUAGCAGUAAGAAAGCCAACCAAAUCCUGAGGAUUCAGAAGCGAGCUAAUUCGUUCCUGGAAGAGAUUAAACCUGGCAACUUGGAGCGGGAAUGCAAUGAGGAGAUGUGUGACCUGGAGGAAGUCCAGGAGAUUUUUUCAACUCGGGAAGAAACAUUAGCUUACUGGUCAAAGUAUGUGGAUGGAGACCAGUGCGAUCCCCAUCCCUGCCAUAACGGGACCUGUAUCGAUGGUAUUGGUAGUUUUCAGUGCAUCUGCACAAAAGGCUGGGAAGGACGCCUUUGUGGGCAUGAGGUAAACUACACCAACUGCUCCGUAAACAACGGCGGCUGUGUUCACUACUGCACUGAGGACCUCGAGAAUCAGCAACGCUAUUGCAGCUGUGCCCCUGGAUAUCAAGAGAGCGACAACCCUACAGAGUGUAAACCUGUUGUCAAUUUUCCAUGUGGGAAACCAAAGGUGAAAUACCCAACACCCAAUUUCGAAGAACUACGAAUUCGAAUCUCAGGGGGGAAACCAGCCAACAAAGGUGACAGCCCGUGGCAGGUGAUACUGUUGGACUCCAGGUCAAAGUUAAAGUGUGGGGGUGUCCUUAUUCAUUCUUCCUGGGUACUGACUGCAGCCCACUGUGUGGAACAUCCAAAAUACCUUAGAGUAAGACUUGGUGAAUACGACAUCCGGCGGUAUGAGAAUUCAGAGAUGGAUUUUAACAUACAGAAAGCUAUUGUGCACCCAAACUAUACCAAAAGUACCUCAGACAAUGACAUCGCACUGCUGUAUCUGGACAAGUCCGUUGUCUUCUCCAAAUACAUCCUGCCCAUCUGCCUUCCCAACUUGGGACUGGCCCAUCGAGAGCUCAUGAAGGAGGGGACAGAAACAGUGGUAACAGGCUGGGGACGUCAGUUUGAAGAGUCCAGGAACCGCACCUAUACCCUCAGGUUCAUCAAAAUCCCCCUAGCCUCUUACACUAAAUGCUCUCAAACCAUGCAGAACAGCAUCUCAGAGAACAUGCUCUGUGCAGGAAUGCUUGGUGACACCCGAGAUGCUUGUGAGGGGGACAGUGGGGGGCCCAUGGUUACCGAAUUCCGAGGUACAUGGUUCCUAGUGGGCCUGGUGAGCUGGGGAGAGGGCUGUGGGCGACCAGACAACUUUGGCAUCUACACCAAAGUCAGUCAGUAUCUUCACUGGAUACAUGCCCACAUCAAAGCAAAAGAACUGUUGUCAAAGAGUAAGUCAGCAUCUUAGUCUCUUGAAGGACUCAGUGGAGUUCAGAGCCCGAAGUGAGAUAUGGGGCCAUCCACUGGCAUUAAACAGAGUGCAAAUCUUGCCCACAUCCACCCUUAAGUGUGUCCUCGUUUUUCCCUCAGUCUGUGAUAGCUAUUAAGUACCUCUUACAGAUAGAAAGGAGAUGUCCCAUAGAAUAGAAGAUAUGGACCUACCUCUCAUCAGGGGCACUGCCAUGUAGUCAUGGCAGACAGCAUCUACCUACACAUGCAGCAUCUCCAGACAAUGCCUUUGACUUGGCUUCCUUCAAGACUCAGAUCAAAUGCCACCUGCUGCAGGG